GCCUGUCCUUGCCUUAAGUGCCCGGCUGGACUCCGGGAGCCUGGGCUGGGGCCUGGGCACUGCUUCCUCCUUGGCCCCUCAGGCCCUUGGAAGAAGAGAGAGAACCGCUUGCAGAUCCCAGGCUCAUCCCCAGCACAGCAGACACCAGGAAGGUGGCCAGAGCCUCACUGUGCCCGCCCGACAGCUACCCACCCACCCAGGCUGGAGCCAUGGAUAAAUUCCGCAUGCUCUUCCAGCACUUCCAGUCGAGCUCAGAGUCGGUGAUGAAUGGCAUCUGCCUGCUGCUGGCUGCAGUCACCGUCAAGCUGUACUCCUCUUUCGACUUCAACUGUCCCUGCCUGGCGCGCUACAAUGCACUCUACGGCCUGGGCCUGCUGCUCACACCCCCACUCGCCCUGUUUCUCUGCGGCCUCCUCGCCAACCGGCAAUCUGUGGUGAUGGUUGAGGAGUGGCGCCGGCCCUCGGGGCACCGGAGGAAGGACCCAGGCAUCAUCAGGUACAUGUGCUCCUCUGUGCUGCAGAGGGCGCUGGCCGCCCCCCUGGUCUGGAUCCUGCUGGCCCUCCUUGAUGGGAAGUGCUUUGUGUGUGCCUUCAGCAGCUCUGUGGACCCUGAGAAGUUUCUGGAUUUUGCCAACAUGACCCCCAGUCAGGUACAGCUCUUCCUGGCCAAGGUUCCCUGCAAGGAAGACGAGCUGGUCAGGGAUAGCCCUGCUAGGAAGGCGGUGUCUCGUUACCUGCGGUGCCUGUCACAGGCCAUUGGCUGGAGUGUCACUCUGUUGCUGAUCAUCUUGGCCUUCCUGGCCCGCUGCCUGAGGCCCUUCUUCGACCAGACAGUCUUCCUGCAGCGCAGAUACUGGAGCAACUACGUCGACCUGGAGCAGAAGCUCUUCGACGAGACCUGCUGUGAGCAUGCGCGGGACUUCGCGCACCGCUGCGUGCUGCACUUCUUCGCCAGCAUGCAGAAUGAGCUGCAGGCGCGGGGGCUGCGCCGCCACCCUGCAGGCGGGAGCCCUGAGCCCUGCACAGUGCCUGAGCCCCCAGAAGACCUGGACAGUGGCAGCGGGAAGGCCCAUCUGCGCGCAAUCUCCAGCCGGGAGCAGGUGGACCGUCUCCUGAGCACCUGGUACUCCAGCAAGCCGCCGCUGGACCUCGCUGGAUCUCUCGGGCUCUGGGGGGGUGGCCUGAGCCACCGCGCCCCUGCCUUGGCACUGGGCACCAGGCUGUCCCAGCACACUGACGUGUAGGGUCCCGGCCAGGCUAGAAGCUGCAGUGUUCCCAGGUGAAAUGCCGCGCUGGGGUCUUUCCAGGCCAGUGGGGACCCCACAGCAAAGCAGCCUAAGUCUUGUUGGCCUCCUUUUUAAAGUAGCCCAAUCUCUGCCUGGUGUGGCCUCCAGGUGCUUCACAGACUUUAAUGUGGACUCGAUUCACCGAGGUCCUUGUUAAGUACAGGUUCAGACUCAGUGCAGCCAGGACUGAGUCUGAGAUUCCACAGUUUAAACAAGCUCCCGGGCGAUACUGAUAUGCUUUUGGUCAGUGGACCAAACUUUUGAGUAGCAAGAAUCUAAGUACAUCUGCCAGGGGUCUGGGCUGUAGAUGUCAAUUCUAAAUAAUAGUAAUGA
Messenger RNA from Cebus imitator (Panamanian white-faced capuchin), 1619 nucleotides. RefSeq names its product calcium homeostasis modulator 3 (gene CALHM3). The transcript is spliced from 3 exons. Gene Ontology annotation, molecular function: monoatomic cation channel activity. NCBI's taxonomy places the organism in Eukaryota, Metazoa, Chordata, Mammalia, Primates, Cebidae. The coding region runs from base 210 to 1244 and encodes 344 amino acids. The record is from RefSeq and is a predicted model, not a curated record.